AUGCAAACCAACAAACACUACACCGUGGAAAAGUUCAAGGAGAUACUCGUCCAACUGACCCAUGAAAAACUUCUCCAAGUAAGUUUUCGCUCGGAAUGCCCCAAAGAGUUGAUGACUUUAAGAGAAGAAUGGGUAUUCAACGUCUGUCUAACAUUCAACUCAAAGUUAGAGACUUGAAGUGUCCGUAUUUCCAAGAAAAUAUUCCAAAAAUUCUGGAACUUGUGGGAUGGCAGCAGCUUGAUCCAGUGGUCGGAAUAAAAAGCAGGGAUCUCAUCGGAAAGUACCAGAAGUGGCUGAAACCAAACGGAAAGCACUCUGUGAGAAUGUCUUGUUAGUGUCACUUGUGUUUGUUGACCGGCCUGAACGUUUUCAGACAACCAGAACGGUGUGCGGAGGGCGCGAGAAGAGGAGGAAGCAAGACGGAAGGCUGAAGUACAAUCGAAUCCACCGGAAGUGCGCAUCAAAGCCGAAGCAUCAUCAAAGAGAACCCGACUUGACGAUGAAAAUGACUCAUCUGAACGAGUUGGACUGCUGCAAAAGCUCGACGGUCAACUUCAAAAAGUUCAUACGACCGCUGUGAAAACUUCUUCAAGGGGCCAGGGAAUUGAAGCACAAUCCGUGAAACCAUGCAUGCAACUCGGUAAAGACGGAAUGAACGACCAACAGACUUUCCAAUAUUUUUUUUUCUCUAAGACAGAACAGGUUAUUGAAAUCACAAUAAACUUUAACGUAGUUUUGUUUUUCAGACAGCAUUUCGGCUUCGAAGCCCAGAAGAGGAAAAGUUCAGUUGGAGUACGCAGGCUGA
Caenorhabditis sp. 36 PRJEB53466 is the source of this 805-nucleotide messenger RNA. The record is from the annotation of a GenBank genome assembly. NCBI's taxonomy places the organism in Eukaryota, Metazoa, Nematoda, Chromadorea, Rhabditida, Rhabditidae.